AUGGCAACCCCAGACUUACUUCACAUGUCGAUAUACGACAUGCCGACCUCGCCUACCCUCUGGGACAAAGUCGGCAGGUUCUACAUAGGCUUCUGCUGCACGUGGACGCUCCUCGUGCUGUCCGGCAUGGCGUUCUGCCUCGUCCACCGCAACAACCCGGCCCUCAAGAUCCGCGGGCUGCCUCUCUCCUUUGGCUCCAUCAUCCUGCUUCACUCGUACUGGGUCCUGGCGCAGAUCACGUACCCCGUUGGCCGCUCGAUACCCGUCAUCCUGGCCUAUGACAUUCAGUACUUCUUCAUGGGCGUCUACUUCCCGCUGGGCAUUGCGCUCUUCCACGCCUCCAACCUCCGGUUUCUCCGCGUCGCCAGGCUGCAGAGGCAGUUUACACAUCUGCAAUCUGAGCAUCGCGUGGCGCCCAGGUGCAAUGGCGCCAAGACUUCCCUUCUUUGCCGUGUCCGGAAUAUGAACUACACCGCGCGGACUAUGCUGUUUAUAGGCAUCGCCAUGGUGGCACAGGUCCUUUUGACUGUUGGCAUGUGGUUUGCUUGCAAGAAGUACCACCCUACGUAUGGCCUGCCUGGGACGCAAAUCAAGGGCGAUACGCUGCCGGAGCAACUGGCUGACCUGGGCCGUGGGUGGGAAUGGUGGCCGUCUGUCCUCUGGCAGGUGGUUUGGACGUGGAUUGUCGCGCCGUACUUGAUUUGGCGCGCUUGGGGGAUUCGCGACACCAUGGGGUGGCGAACGCAGACUAUUGCUUGCUGUUUGGCAAAUCUUCACGCGACGCCCAUGUUCCUCAUCGCUUCUUACCUUCCGGCAUUUGAAAAAGUCAACGUCUACUUCGCGCCGAGUCAAUGGAUCCACCUCUCCAUUAUGAUUUUCGAAAUAUUCACCGUUUUCGUGCCCGUCUUCGAAGUCAUGUCCAUGUGGUUCAUGCAAAGGAGAGUCAACCAGAGCAACGCAAAAUGGGACACGGCAUCACAGUUCAGCAGCGCCUCACAAUCGUUCACAUUGAUGGGCAAGGUCUCAACACAAAGCCUGUACGAAAAGGGCAGGCCGCUGGACUAUCUCGACGAAGAGCUCGGGGACCGGCUCCUGACCAUGACGGCGCUCGACCACGUCCUCAAGGACAACCCCGGCCCCCUGCAGGAAUUCUCUGCCCUGAACGACUUCUCCGGCGAGAACGUGGCCUUUUUGACGCGCGUGGCGAAAUGGAAGACGUCGUGGCCCCUGAUGCCUGCCGGCGAGCAAAAGCUCGACGUCUACAACGAGGCCCUCGCCAUCUACACCGACUUCAUAAGCCCCCGCGACGCCGAAUUCCCGCUCAACUUGUCCUCGCGCGAGCUCAAAUACCUCGAGGACGUAUUCGAGAAGCCCGCCCGCAUCCUGUGCGGCGAGGCAUCUGCAAACCCCGCCACCCCUUUCGACAUCGAGGCGCCCAUGCCGCUGAACCGGGAGGUCUCGCACUCCGACAUGGCAACCCUCGCCAAGUACCGCGGCGAGAUACCCGCGGCUUUUACCCUCGGGGUGUUCGACAAUGUCCAGAGCCACAUCAAGUACCUCGUCUUGACCAACACGUGGCCCAAGUUUGUGUCCCAGAUGCAGUCGCGGAGGCGGUCGAGUGAAACGGGACGCAGCGUGAUUACCGACGCCUCGGGCCGCUCGCACGGCAGUCGGCUUUCUGCCCGUCUGGCCAAGUUGCUGCGCGACUUGGGCAUGUAA
Messenger RNA from Metarhizium brunneum ARSEF 3297, 1719 nucleotides. RefSeq lists its product as uncharacterized. Lineage: Eukaryota; Fungi; Ascomycota; Sordariomycetes; Hypocreales; Clavicipitaceae. The record is from RefSeq and is a predicted model, not a curated record.